Molecule: messenger RNA, 258 nt
Organism: Peronospora farinosa
Lineage: Eukaryota; Oomycota; Peronosporomycetes; Peronosporales; Peronosporaceae
Source: the annotation of a GenBank genome assembly
AUGAUUUUCCUGCUGUCGAUUUUACUCUCAAUUGCCCAACUUGUGUGUUCUACCGCUCGCAAUCGCACUACAAACGAGUUGCUUAAUGCGAAUCGAUAUCGUUUCCCACGUCGGGGCAAUUUGCGUUCGUAUGACUGUGGCCUCAUUCGAAACGUAGAGGAGGGCUGCUUUGGGCUUGGUGGAGAAGCUGUUAACGAUAACGACGCUAAAGCAAAGACCAAGCUUUUUGAUAAGCAGCUUAGCUCUGUUUCCGUCUAA